AUGAUCUCUUUAGUAUAAAAAUUAGAUUUGGUGUAAAAAAAUUUGUAAAAAAAUAAUGGAGUAUCACCAGCAGUCUUCCCCAUCUUCUUCCUCCUCUACUUCCUCUCCCUCCUCCCGAGGAUCUGAUGUUGGAUGUUUACGUUCUCCCACCGACAUCGAGCUUCGCCACGAAGGCCUCGAUCAUGUGAUCCAAAGAUUACGAUUUGCGGAAAACGAAAAUAAAAAAUUACUCGUUGAAAGGAGCAGAGCAAUGAAAGAUGUGAACAGAAAGUUACAGGUUCACCUUCUUGAAGUGCGAGGAGUAAGAGAAGUGAAUCAAAAACUAAUGCUCGAGAAAGAUGCUUUGCUUAAAGAGAAAGAAGAACUGGCAGGGAUCUGUUGUUUCCUUGAUGACGACCGAGAAAAAGCGAAAAAAGUAGCAAGAGAGUGGCAAAUGUUUGGACGUUAUGCAACUGGUGUACUGCAGAAAGAACUGGCCACUUGCCAUCAAAAAAUAAAAGACUUAGAGUUGAAACAAACCACUCUGGUGCAGGAGAAUAAAACCUUAAAGGAGAUAUGCUUAAUGUUGGACCAGGAGAACGCGGGAAACAGAAGUUCAGUUGACAGUCAGAGCAGUUUCCCUCCUCCCCCUAAUCUUCUUCAUACUCCGGAAACAAGGGACUCUGGAGACGGAAGCAGCAACGGAUCAACGGCGAGCAACUAUAGCCCAGAUCAUCAUUCCCGCUCAUUGACAAAAGAUAAUCUUCCGCUUUCUAGUUCUCUUCAAAAUGAUUCCUAUUUACGCCACUUUGAACACCGGAUGUUACGAUCUGAUGAACCUAAAGUGAUGGUUAAACGGAUUACUGUCCCGCCAUCUCCCCCAGCAACCUCAACUCACGAUUUUACGUUUUCCAACCUGUCAACCAACCUAACCACCCCUCCCAUGCAUUCCAUGCCCUCGGAUAUCAACAGGCAUAGAAACCACACAAGAAUGCCUCAUUUGUCGAGCAGUGAUGCUUCUCUACCACCUAAACCAACACCUUCCCAAAAACCUGAAGCCAUUGUACAUGCUAUGAAGGUUUUGCAAUUACAUGACCAAUUAGACAAAGAUACAGAAGACACUGAGUACCCGUUAUCACCAGUAAAUAACACAAUAUUAGACGACAAGGAGAAAGCGAUGGUGCGAGAAAUGUGCAAUCAGCCAGGAGACUCUUUUGUGUGACGAGUCGUUUGGCGUAAACUUGGAGACAAGGGCAAAGGAAAGCUCGCCAGCAGCAAACCUGGGCUUCAGAAAACGGCGAGCGUCAGCAAUCUAUGACACUGUAAGUGCCACAGACAAUUGUAGUUGAUUGCACCACCCAGGGUAUGAGAGGCCGUUAGCACUUCAGCGUGUCAUACUUCAACUUACAACCUCUUAUCGGUGGAAGUAUGACGGGAUCCACAAACCGCCGCCGAUUUUCGGGUUGCUAUGGUCUGUUUUUCUGCUGCUACACGCCCACGCGUUCUUGUGCGCCGUCGUAGCCCUCCAUCCCACCAAAGCCUGUUUCACUUGUCGUCACGCUAAACCUGAUCGACCGUGAAGUCACUCAAGCGUGCGGAGUUCACUCACGCGUGGAGUAGUGAGCCACAUCACUGUUACUACACAUCGUCUUCCUAAUGUUCACUAUAUUGCAAAUGAAACGGUUGAAACUCGUUGGUUGCUGCUCCGUUCAUUGGUUCGGUUCAUUUUAUGCCUCUUCCUUUUACAGAGUGUUGAAGCUGUUUAUUUUGCCAUAAACGUAAGGUGCUGUCGUCGUUUUUCUCUUUUUCUGCUCCCCUUUUCAAAGAUACAGUAUUGCUGCGUAUAUUUUGUGUUACACAUUUUUACGUGAAUCAAAUAUAAUCUUACUGCACUGAA
Ciona intestinalis (vase tunicate) is the source of this 1876-nucleotide messenger RNA. Lineage: Eukaryota; Metazoa; Chordata; Ascidiacea; Phlebobranchia; Cionidae. The record is from RefSeq and is a predicted model, not a curated record.